This is a messenger RNA of Gambusia affinis (western mosquitofish), 2119 nucleotides long. RefSeq names its product solute carrier family 2, facilitated glucose transporter member 11-like. The record is from RefSeq and is a predicted model, not a curated record. The transcript is spliced from 12 exons. Gene Ontology annotation, cellular component: membrane. Gene Ontology annotation, biological process: monosaccharide transmembrane transport. The coding region runs from base 433 to 1935 and encodes 500 amino acids. Gene Ontology annotation, molecular function: hexose transmembrane transporter activity. Lineage: Eukaryota; Metazoa; Chordata; Actinopteri; Cyprinodontiformes; Poeciliidae.
GACUGGAGGAAAAGUUAACAAUGGACAAAUCCUUUCCCAUUUCAGUGCAACCUUGUCUCAGGAUCCGUGUGUAAUAAUAACUAGAACUGAGAAAAAACGUUUCUGCAAACCUAAACAAGAGAUAAGGAAAGGUACCCUGGCUUAAAAUCACAUUUGUUUGUUUCAGGCUAGGGCUUGGGCAAUACUAAACAAGUGGAAAGUGUACCACUAAGGCUGGUUAUUAUUUCUAUAUAUGGGUCAACCAGUCCUUCCACAGCCAAAGGGGAGCAGGGGCUGUUAAACUUCAAUGAGUUUAACAACCUCCCUCCCUGAGCAGAAGUCAUGUGCUGCACCUUACAACUGGGAGACACAAUGUAAGGAGGGCAAUCCGACUGAGCGGCUCGACAUGCUUUCAAUGCUUUUUUUGAACUUCAUUUCACAGCAGCUUCCAAGAUGAAUUUAAGCGAGGGAGCCAAUAAAUCAAAGAAAGAGCUUCCAAACAAAUCGCUGCUAUUGGCUGUGUUUGCUGCUUGUGUUGGAGGAACGUUUCAGUAUGGAUACAACAUCUCUAUCAUCAACGCACCCACAAUGCAUGUACAAAACUUCAUCAACCAGACCUGGAUGCAGCGCUAUCAAACCAACAUAUCACGGGAUGGACUCACGCUGCUCUGGUCCACUAUUGUUUCCAUGUUCACCUUAGGAGGGUUCAUGGGGGCAUCAGUGGGCGGGACUCUGUCUGUGAAGCUGGGGAGGAGAGGGACGCUGCUGGCCAAUAACGCCUUUUCACUGACAGCUGCUCUGCUGAUGGGUCUGAGCUCCACUGCAGGGUCAUUUGAGCUGCUCAUCAUUGGACGGCUCCUCAGUGGGAUGAAUGCAGGCAUUGCCCUGUGUGUUCAGCCUCUUUACUUGGGGGAAAUAGCUCCGACUGCAUUGCGUGGGGCCAUGGGAAUGGGAACUUCAGUCUUCAUCACUGGUGGAAUCUUAACAGGACAAGUUAUGGGCCUCAAAGAAAUUCUCGGUAAAGAAGAGUACUGGCCCAUUCUGCUCUCCACCACAUGCAUCCCUGCAUUCCUGCAGCUCCUUACUCUGCCCUGGUUCCCAGAGAGCCCGCGCUACCUGUUUAUUGACAAAGGAGAUGAGGAGAGAUGUAAAAAAGCCUUGAGGCAGCUCCAUGGCUUAGCUGACUCUGGUGAUGCUUUUGAGGAUAUUGAGAAGGAGAAGAAUAAUUUGGUGGGUUUCCAAGCCAAGAAGCCCUGGGAACUCUUCUCUGAUCGCAAUUUACGGUGGCAACUUCUCACCAUCAUCCUCCUGAACAUUGCUCAGCAGCUGAAUGGCAUUAAUGCUAUUUACUUCUAUACAGAUUAUGUGUUCCGACAAUCUGGUAUUCCUAUGGAUAAAAUACCUUAUGCAACUGUCGGCACUGGUGCCUGUGAGUGCAUCACAGCUUUAACGUGUGGUAUGCUUAUUGAAUAUCUGGGAAGGAAAGUCCUCAUCAUGGGGGGAUAUGCACUCAUGAGUGUCUGCUGUGUUUUUUUCACACUGACUCUCACUUUCCAGGAUUUCAGCCCAGUUUUUCCGUACCUGAGCAUGGUGUGUGUUUUUGCCUUCAUCUUGAGUUUUGGCUUAGGACCAGGUGGCGUGACUAAUAUCCUAACCACAGAGUUGUUCACACAAAAUGCUCGGCCUGCUGCCUUCAUCAUUGCAGGAUCAGUGAACUGGCUCAGCUUCUUCUUAAUCAGCAUGGUCUUUCCCUUCAUUGUGAUUGGGCUACAGCAGUACUGUUUCCUGGUCUUCUUGGCAGUUUGCGCCUUGGUGGUCACCUACAUAUUCUUUGUCGUUCCUGAAACAAAGAACAAAACCUUUGUGGAAAUUCAGAAUGAGAUCCAGUCAUCGAAGACGAACAAGUUUUGCAGUUCAGAUGGAGCUGGAACUAUACUCUUAUCAACAUCCAUCUAAAGUGUUUCUCAAACAAACUUUGUCACGCACAAAAUAAUGAGGAUAAACACACAGGCAUGAUAUUGAAGACUGUAAUAAAUAUCUACUAAAUGAAAUUAAGAUGACCUUGUUACACAUCCCUGUAUUAUACAUGAUGGUUUGUACUACCUCUGUAAAGGGUGCUUUACUUAAAAUUUUAAAUACA